Cornus florida is the source of this 1648-nucleotide messenger RNA. RefSeq lists its product as uncharacterized. Lineage: Eukaryota; Viridiplantae; Streptophyta; Magnoliopsida; Cornales; Cornaceae. The transcript has a single exon. The record is from RefSeq and is a predicted model, not a curated record. The coding region runs from base 141 to 1391 and encodes 416 amino acids.
UUUAGAAGCAAAGGGUCAUACGUGUGACUUUGGCAAUCCUUAAAUUCAGGACCAAAAUGUUCUGCACUCAAUCUUCUUCUCAAGUCACCUAUCUUAGGUGAAGAAUUGUUGAUUUGUUUGUGUUGUCUUUGCAUUCUCAAAUGGCCUCAACACCUCAAACUCCAAAAGACCAUGCUAUCUAUGUGAGUGCACCCACUAGCCCAAGUGUGUGGAGCUUACACAGCUUGCAAUUCUACAGUGCACCGGCUAGUCCCACUGAUAGCGACAACGAAUUUUCUCAGAGAAAGAUGGAGAUGAAUGAAGAUUUCAAUUCUAAUUUCGAUGACUUUGAAUUCGAAACUAGUAAGAAUUUCGGUCCCGGCGGUUUUGGAUUUGAGACAAGUGGGCCUUUUGAGUGCCUGUCGGAUGAUCAAGAGCGACAAGUGAAGGAAAAACAACCGCAGCGUGGGGACUCACUUCCCACUAUGGCAUUUGCAGACGAGCUAUUUUACAAUGGCCUAGUGAUGCCUCUAAAACUCCCUCCUCGGCUUCAGUAUGUCAAUGACACGAAACGCGUUGGUCUGAACUCAACCGCUUCUUCACCAAGGUCCCCUGGCUCGGGAUUUAGGAUGCCAUUUUCGUGGUGGACUAUGUCAGAUGAUGAUUUUGAUCCGUUCACGGUUGCAUUGGAGAAAGUGAAGGGAGAAAAGAGGAGAAAAAAUCACGCGAACCACCAUAGGCGGAGUAGGUCCCUUUCGCCUUUUAGGACCACUACUCCAAAGAGGUCCAAUGAUGACUCAGAAGGGUGGAACCAAGACCAAGACAAGCUAGGGAGUCCCCUGGAACUCAAGCAGUAUCAAUUUGGACCGAACCCGGAUGGGCCGAAGGAGUCCAAGGGCUCGGCCUAUGCAAGAUGGGUUCGAGACCAAAACCAACAAAUGGGCCUGAAAAAGUCGCCAAAUGCGGAGACAAGCCCAAAAGGACCAUCCAAGACCAAGGGUUGGUUCAGGAAGGGUGUGAAGCCUGUGAAAAUGGAGCAAGAAGGGGCCAUCAACCCAACUUCAACCACAAUUCCAUGGCCCAAAGUAAAGAAAGGAGAGAGAAGUGAAGAAAGUGGUGAAGGGUCUUGUUAUGUGGAAACUAGAGUACAAAAAGUGGGGAGAUUUCUAAUGAGAUAUGCAUCAUUUGGGAGAGAAAACAAUGAAGACAAACCAAUAGAACAAGAGAAAGCACUGGUGAAGGCAAGUUACUUUAGGGGACUAAGCUUCUCAUUUAAGGGAAAUGCAAAUAGAAAUGGGAAGAAGAAAAAGGUGCAUGGAGAGUCCAAUAUGGCAAUCGCAAAAGCAUGGCCAAGACCAAAACUCACUCUAUGUUUGGGUUAUGGUAUUGGAAGUCCAAGGGCAAGGACUUGAUAGUCCACACAGUCCACACGGUUGAAAGGACAGUCUCAUCAUGAUAGGCUUACUUGGUCUCUCAAUCCGACGGUUGAAAAGGCAGUCUCAUCAUGAUAGGCUUACUCUUUUUUCUUCUCUUUUUUUAUCAAAAGAUGUUUGACGAUUGUAACUUUGUAAAAUUCUCUUUUUUGCAUUCAGAGUCUAGUUGCAGUAACGUUGAAAAUAUAUGUAAUUCAACAUAUAUACAUUGUAUUUUUUAUGUAUAUAUACAAUAA